AUGGAAAUAAUACAACAAGGUGUCCAAGCUUCGACCCCCUGGGCAAGACCUUCUGAAUGGGCCCGUUUUGGCUGGACAAAGGAGUGUUCAGAGGCAAUUCAGGAGUCACGGAGACUCUUUCAUUCCUGGCGGGAUAGUCAGCAUGACUCUUUUCAAAAGGAUGAAACCUACAGCAAGGAGUAUCGUGAGUCGCGCUGCGAGGAAGACCAUGCUGCGUACCGUUCUGCACGCAAUUUUAAAGGAAAGGCGAUCGCCAAGGCCUCGCGACAAGGCUUUCGUUCGUGGCUCAAGAAGACCACGGAAGAAGGCCCACGGGGCAUGUGGAAAGUUGGAAAAUGGGCUCGAAACCGCGGCGGAGACGUCUUCGGCGUGAUUCCUGCGUUAAAGACAUCAGAUGAUCAGCUCGCUGAAUCGAACGAAUCAAAAGUGGAAGUUCUACGGAAUGUGUUCUUCCCUGCACCCCCAGCUGCUGAUCUCAGCGAUAUAUCAUAUGAUUCAAUAUAUCACCUGCCCUUUCCCCCUAUCACUGAACAGGAAGUGGGUGAUGUUAUACGCCGUGCGCCGCCUGACAAGGCCCCUGGACCCGAUAUGAUUUCAAAUCGAAUUUGGAAGCUAUUGGUCUCCGGGUGUGACCAAUUUAUCCGAAUUCUCACGUCGAUCUUUGACGCCUGCAUCCGGACCGGCUACAAUCCACGCCACUUCCAAGAAUCAACUACUGUCACACUGCGUAAGGGUGGUCCACGUGACUACCUUAUGCCCAAAUCCUACCGACCGAUAGCCCUAAUGAACACCCUGGGUAAGCUGUUGGAGGCGGUCGUUGCAUCCCGUAUCAGCUAUGCCGUUGAAGAACAUUCGCUGCUUCCGAAGACCCACCUGGGUGGCCGUAAGGGCCUCUGGCAGCCUGGAAGCCUUACGGGGGAUCUCCGCAUCGACCUGGGGGGCCUCGCUAUUAGAUAUGCGCCUGAUCUAUUAGGCUGUUGUGGUCCCGCGGAUGUUACACGGCGUCGCCGCGUGGUUCUGCCCGCCGGCCCGUUUGGUCCCAAAAGUGGAAGAAAAUCAGAUGAUUGCCAUUUUCGUCGGGAUACAACGUCGUGCGGCGAUAUUGAUCGCAGGUGCAUUCAAAUCCAUGUCGGCCGCAGCGCUGAACGUGGAGCUAUAUCUCAUGCUGGUCUACCUGCAGAUGCAGCAGAUCGUUGA
This is a messenger RNA of Penicillium malachiteum, 1197 nucleotides long. RefSeq lists its product as uncharacterized. The coding region runs from base 1 to 1197 and encodes 398 amino acids. The record is from RefSeq and is a predicted model, not a curated record. The transcript has 2 exons. Lineage: Eukaryota; Fungi; Ascomycota; Eurotiomycetes; Eurotiales; Aspergillaceae.